This is a messenger RNA of Chondrus crispus (carragheen), 2209 nucleotides long. RefSeq lists its product as hypothetical. The record is from RefSeq and is a predicted model, not a curated record. NCBI's taxonomy places the organism in Eukaryota, Rhodophyta, Florideophyceae, Gigartinales, Gigartinaceae. The coding region runs from base 1 to 1863 and encodes 620 amino acids. The transcript has 2 exons.
AUGACCUCCUCCGCCCUUGGCGCGCGCGCAUGCGGCCAGUGGAUCCCUGCUGACGUGUGGGCCCGCCUUUCCGCCUUUGUCCGCGAUGUGCCCGCGCAGCACGCGCUGCGCCUCGUCUGCCCCGCGGCCGCCGCAGGCGUCGCCGACGCCCGCGCCGCCUUCCUGCAAACCUUGCGCAAAACCUUCCGCCUCCGCGCGUACAGCCUCCCCGACUCCCUCGCCGACCGCGUUCUCAUGGUACACCCCAUGGCUGGCGGCGGCGAGGGCCUCGUCCUGUUCGUCGACGAGACCGACAUCGGCUCCGGCGUGGAGAUCGCAUGGCUGCAGAGCGGCUCGCUCAAGUCCAUCGCGCUCGGCUUGGAGGCUGUGCCGGCCAGCGCCGCCACCAACAUUCGCUUUGCCCCGGAUGGUCGCAGCGUCGCUAUGCUGGUCACCCUGGCCCAUGGAACUAUGGUCGAAGAGAACACCGACCCGUUGAAGAGGCUGCGCGGGUGGCCAGUUGUGGAGGACUGCAUUGAGUAUACCCCAUGCGAGGACUGCACAGUUCAGGUAGUCGAUUUUCUGUACCCCGAGCGCGGCCGCUCCCGCGACCUGGUGUUGCACACCUUUUCACAUGUCUUCGUCCCGGAAUAUGGCUUCGAUAUGGUGUGGCGAGGGAGUGCGGGGAAGUCGGACCGGCAGGAACUCGCUUUUGCGGCUAUGCUACACUCGGACGACGGCGCGGCUACGUAUCUUGUCAGAUGGAAGACAUUCCGCAACCCUCGUACCUCCAACUUCAUUUUCAUGGCUUGUAUUGAUGGCGCCUGCAAGGAAAUGUUGUGGGACAAGCGCAAUGCUAUGCUUCGAUCUCCACACACUAUUUGCACCUCGAGGAUUGAGCUAGCGAAGGAUGCUCGGCAUAUCUUCUUUGACACCAUGUCCAAGUUUGGCAUUCUGCGCUUUGACCAGGUUGACAACCCUUCCGUCGCGAAAGUCACCAGAGCAGAUCUAGAUAAUACUCCGAUCUCACCGGUGCUCAGGGCCCCGCCGCUCCCCAAGAUCGCGAGGGGUCGGCAUGAAGCCUGUUGUCAUCGCGAUUCUCCAUCAGGUACGCCCGUGCCCAAGAUGCGCCCUUCGUUUGCUACCUACGGGGAUCAUCAACGCAGGGCGGCGAAAGUACUGAACAAUGCAACGAGAAUAGCCCGCAUGUCGCCUGACGGUAGUCUGCUGUGUUCAGUUAUCGACACCUUUCGCUCAAAUGGUGAGCGCCGGGGGCUGAGGAGCACACGGCUGAAGCACGUCGAGAUGAGAUCAAGCCUCUGUGGUCGUCUACUAUUCAGAAACGUUAUUGUUCGUCAACCUGAUCUGUGCUGCCAGAAACCAGAUAGACUAGAGUUGGAGAAGUCUGGAGAUAUUGCCCAUAACACGCUAAGUUUUUCUGAUGAUUCGUCGCUUUUAGUAGUCUGGGAUGCUUUCCUGACAUCGACAGUGUGUGAAGUGUACCAUACGCUUCCUCUAGUGUUGGACUCCAGGACAGGCGGCACUAUACAAGACUUUGAAGAGCUCUCCUCAGUGCGAUACGAGGGCAUGCAAAUGUCAUCGGACGGGCAGAUUAUUUAUGGAACGCGAAUGGCGGAAGACAGGAUCGUCAUGGAUGCCGUCGACGUCUUGACGGGAAGAGUCCUCAAGACUGUCAAUGUCACAGGUCAAGUACACCGACCACCCGCGUUUUCUGCACACUCUGUUUACCUGAUGCCGAAUCGGUACAUCCAUACGGUGGCGCGAGGACAGCUGGAGGUUUUAUGGGAAUCCUCGAGGGGAUCGGCCGGGUGUGGAUGGAGGCAUGUUGAGGUUGCAGAGCUGAGUGAUACAGACCAGUUCUGAGGUGGAGUCCAGAGGCUUGAGCAGGGUUUUUUUCGCCUGCAACUAGGGCCAGCAACUAGGGCUCACCAUGCAUCAACAACUCACCCCAAUUUUUGAAGGGGGAGUCGCCAAGCCUUAUUGAAGCAGGCAACAGCAAUUAUUUCGCAAUCCCGAGACAAACUCUGUCGUAGCUAGUGCACAUGUUCGAACGUCACAACAAUAUUACUAACUUGCUGCUCCAAUAUACAGCACGACACCUCGCCAACCUAGAGGUAUAUUUAAACUCAACGCGGAACGCAUACUGAAGUACAGCCAUUAAAGCGGUCGUCACACCCCCCAUAUUCGCGUAGACUGCGAAGUCUAUAAA